CCGGGAGCCGCACAUGGGAACUACAGGGAGAGAGAGUGGGUGGUAAAGUUGGGGUGAUGGAGGCCACUUCAAAUAAAAUACAAGGCAGUGAGCUGGCCCGGAAAGAAGAGUUGAAUAAACAGAUGAAAGAACAAAAUGUUGUCAUUGAUGAGCUCUCCAACCUUAAGAAAAAUCGGGGAGUUUAUAAGCAGCAGCCCAACAGCAAUAUAUUUUUCUCAGCAGAUCGAACCCAGGUUCUAAGUGAAUGUAAAUGCACUCUUGAUGAGAUGAAGAAAGAAUACCAGGAAUUAGAAAACUGGAAAAGUGACUAACAGCAGAAUCAACAUUUGUUAUUGAUUUAGUUGAUGGGUAAAUUUAAAAGCACGUAAAAUGUGUGGUAUUUGUUGUACGUUAGUUUUAGCCCCUCGGAAAGAUGGUUCUGAUGUCUUGGCAAAGGAAAUGCCUGAAAGCCUACGACGGCGAGGUCCUGACCAUAGUCAACAGUUAUCCAGAGAAGUGCCUGAGCUGGGCUAUAAUGUGUUUUUCUCUGGUCAUGUGCUUCAUAUGAGAGGUUGCCUAAACCCACAGCCUAUGCAGGAUACUCAGGGAAACCUUCUCCUUUGGAAUGGGGAGGUUUUUGGAGGAAUCGAAAUUGGACCUGAUGGCAAUGACACUCAGAUUAUUCUUCAGCAUUUGUCUUUAUGUAAGAGUGAAGAAUCCCUUCUGUCUGUCUUUUCUUCUAUUCAGGGACCAUGGGCUUUUAUAUACUACCAACCAUCCAGUCACUGCUUGUGGUUUGGUCGAGACUUUUUUGGUCGGCGUAGUUUACUGUGGCAGUUUAAGAAUGCUGAAAAUGUUUGUCUUACUCUUACGUCAGUGAGCAUUUCUGUUCCCGAGUGUGGAAAUGUUCCCUGGCAGGAAGUACCAGCAUGUGGACUUUACAAAAUUGACCUCCAGAAACAGACCAGUGUCAACUCGUUGGCAAUAUCAUGGUAUCCAUGGAAACACAGGUGCAUUGAAUAUGAAUUCAGGACUCUCCAUUUAGGUGACGAAACUGAGUUCACUGAAAAGCUGCCUAACUUUGUUUAUGUGAUUUUGAAUGAAUCAAAACUUUUCCCCACAUCAUCCAUUACUCCUAUGAAUUACAGCAUGCCAGAGUCAUGUGCUGAAACUGUAGAUUGUGAAACAUCUUCAGUAAAUAUUGAGAUUUUUCUUUCAGAUGAACACAACAAGAAAUUAGUUAAUCAGUUUAUCAGUGUUUUGAGUGAAUCUGUUAGACGGCGAGUGCUUUUCUUAGCAAGCUGUAAAAAUCGCCCCAACUGUUCACCUCAGUUCACAGUUUCUGAAGCAAAAGUUGCCAUUCUCUUUUCUGGAGGUGUUGAUUCUAUGGUUCUUUCAGCCUUGGCUGACCAGCAUAUUCCACCAGAUGAACCUAUUGAUCUAUUGAAUGUAGCCUUUAAGCAGCAAGAACAGAAAAGACAGAAGACCUCAGCAAAGCAAAAGAAGAAAAGCGAUGCUUUCAGCUCACCUGAAGAGGAAACUCAAGAAUGUGACAAUAGUAGAGUUAAAAAAACAACUGCUUUUAGUGUGCCUGACCGGAUCACUGGACUGUCAGGUUUAAAAGAGUUACAAAUUAUAAAUCCUGCCAGAAAAUGGAAUUUUAUAGAAAUCAAUAUCACAUUAGAAGAACUGAAGGAAAUGAGGCAGCAGAGGAUUAGCCAUUUAGUGCAACCUUUGGACACAGUAUUGGAUGACAGCAUCGGCUGUGCAGUAUGGUUUGCUGCAAGAGGUAUUGGUACCAACACCAGUAAUGGAAAAAUCCAACCAUACAUCAGCACUGCAAAGGUUGUUUUAACUGGGAUAGGAGCUGAUGAACAACUUGCAGGUUAUUCCCGUCACCGUGUCUGCUACAAAACAUCAGGUUUUGAAGGCCUGGUCAAAGAAUUGGGAAUAGAACUGGGUCGCAUCUCCUCACGUAAUCUUGGAAGAGAUGACCGAGUCAUUGGAGACCAUGGAAAAGAAGCAAGAUUUCCCUUUUUGGAUGAAGAAGUUGUUUCUUUUCUAAAUGCACUUCCAGUGUGGGAGAAAGCAGACUUGACUCUGCCUCGAGGGAUUGGCGAAAAACUGCUUCUACGAAUGGCUGCAAAACAACUCGGUCUUACUGCGUCUGCUGUUCUCCCAAAGAGAGCCAUGCAAUUUGGGUCUAGAAUUGCAAAGAUGGAAAACCACAAAGAAAAGGCCUCUGAUAAGUGUAACAGGCUAUUGCAAAGUUUAGCAGAUUACUAAUUUGUCCUGUACUUUCUUUCAGUGUCACUAUUAUGGAAGGUAUCAUAUUUGGUGCUGAAACACAAAACAUCCAAAAAAGUAGUUGAAGUGCUGUUAACCUUACUCUGGAUUUCUAUACUAUUUACAUAAUUAUGCAAUCAAAUGAGUACUGUACACUAUUGAAUUUCAGAUCUUGGAAUUAUUUAAUCUAUAAUAUUUAAAUGUGUAAAAAAUGUUUGCAACUACAUUUCAUAUUCAGUUAAUUUGUUGUUUCUUAUUCAGAGCACCAGAAACCACACUGCCACUUUAAAUGGCUAAUCUAACUAAUUCAGACAGGAAAUAAUUAAAUGCUUUUUGGAAAACUAUCUGGUCACUCAGGCAACACUAGCUCAAAAACUAAUAUGCAAGCCUGUUUCUUAAUAAGUGUGCAUUUAGUUCAUGUAACUUAGAAUUCAGGCAUUCGAUGUUGAUGGCCCAUAACUUCCAUGCUCCCCAAUGUCAGAUUUGGGGGAUAGAAGUGCACACUUCUUCUGGACAAUUGCGCUGUGCUGAGAACCAUCCAAAAAUGCAGUUUAAAUCUCUUUCCCCCCCACUCCCCCCAAACCUUGGACCCACCCUGACCUCAGAUCCAAUCCACUUACCUUAGACACCUACCUUUCCCUGCCCUAUCAAUUUCCCCAGCCCUUUAAACUUGCCUGCUUUAUUGGCAGCAAGUGCUGUUAAAAAAAAAGGGGGAGGGGG
Messenger RNA from Carcharodon carcharias (great white shark), 2985 nucleotides. It is a transcript of the gene asnsd1, whose product is annotated as asparagine synthetase domain containing 1. The coding region runs from base 370 to 2265 and encodes 631 amino acids. The record is from RefSeq and is a predicted model, not a curated record. NCBI's taxonomy places the organism in Eukaryota, Metazoa, Chordata, Chondrichthyes, Lamniformes, Lamnidae. Gene Ontology annotation, molecular function: asparagine synthase (glutamine-hydrolyzing) activity. The transcript has 6 exons.